CCGAAGGAGCAACAGCACGCAGGAGCAGCAUCACCCCGCGAGACACAACAAGAAGAAACUCAUUAUAAAUAUAUACAUUACUGCUGUAACCUGUUCGUUUCUUUAAAAUAGGCUUGUAAAGUUUUAACAGGAUUUUAUAUAUUCUAUCAACGGUGAUAUUAAUAUUAAUUCAAGCACUAUUAUGGAGGACCAGCUGCUGUGCUGCGAGGUCGACUCCAUCAGGAGAGCCUACCAAGACGUCAACCUGCUCAACGACAGAGUCCUACACACCAUGCUGAAGGCAGAGGAAAACUACCUACCGUCCCCAAACUACUUCAAGUGUGUCCAGAAAGAAAUUGUUCCUAAAAUGAGGAAACUAGUCGCCACUUGGAUGUUAGAGGUCUGCGAGGAACAGAAAUGUGAGGAGGAGGUUUUUCCGCUGGCUAUGAACUAUUUGGAUAGAUUUUUAUCGGUGGAGGCAACCAGGAAAACAAGGCUACAGCUGCUGGGAGCUACUUGUAUGUUUCUGGCAUCCAAGAUGAAGGAGACUGUGCCCUUAACGGCGGAGAAACUGUGUAUCUACACCGACAACUCUGUCCGGCCUGAAGAGCUGCUGCAAAUGGAACUGCUUGUUCUCAACAAGCUGAAGUGGGAUCUGGCCUCAGUCACGCCUCAUGACUUCAUCGAGCACUUCCUGUCCAAGCUGACGAUCCAUCCGUCCACCAAGCAGAUCCUCAGGAAACAUGCCCAGACCUUCGUGGCCCUCUGUGCAACAGAUGUCAACUUUAUCGCCAGUCCUCCAUCGAUGGUAGCAGCGGGCAGCGUGGUAGCAGCUGUGCAGGGUCUCUACCUAAAGAGCCAAGAUACCUCCCUGUCCUCCCAGAACCUCACCAACUUCUUGUCACAGGUCAUCCGCAGUGAUCCGGACUGCUUGCGAUCAUGCCAGGAGCAGAUAGAGUCUCUGCUGGAGUCCAGUCUGCGCCAGGCUCAACAGCACAACAGCACUACAGAAACCAAACGCCUGGACGAGGACGUCGACCUGUCCUGCACCCCCACAGACGUCAGAGACAUCAACAUCUGAAUGGCUGACAACCAUGUGACAUGGUGAUCUGAUUAAGAGGAAGUUGAAAAGAGCAGGUGGUGAUGUGCAGUGCGCUUCAUCUGACACAGAGCGCCUACCUGUACGGCCCGGACCACCUGAUUGGGAUGCCCCACCCAAAUAACUGGGAUGCCCAGCCUACCUGAACUCAGCUUCCCCUCCUCAUCCUCAUAGCUGGUGGGUUGUGUCUGGCGUCAUGGCCAGUCUGUCCCCCACAUGCCCUCACUUCAUUGCUAUAACUACCAAGACAGGACAGGGCUCCUCCACCUCCCUUACAAGUCACAUUUCUGCCUCCUGUCUCUCGCCCCAUUUUAGGGCAAAAAGACAUGAACACUGCAGAAUCGUACUAGUAAGAAAAAAAAGACAGAAAAAAAUAUAUUGAUGAAAUAAAUGGUCUGGAGUGUAAGCCGCAUGAAAAUAGACAUUUUAGUAGGCAUUGUUUUCUUACUCCCUGAUAUAUUAAACUAGGAAUCUUUAAAUUACCGCAGACUCAACUCGCCUACUAAACCAUCUCAAAAUGUCAAGUGGGUCUUUGUAGUCUGUCAUUAGGUUUUUACAUGAAAUCUGUUAUCUUUAUUAAGAGAAGAGGCGUUUUUGUUUGAAUUUCUUUUCUCUAAUAUAUAGUAUGUUUCAGAUGUCUGGUUCAAGCUCCCAUGUUUGUCUUGUUGCUGUGUAGACAUUCAUAUAUCUCUGCUUGCUUGUGUUUAGACACUUUAUUAUACAUCAUUGUAGACCUCUUAUCAAAUAUCCCCACUUUAGUUUUAUACCUCUUCUCUUUCAAGCUGUUUUUUAAACCAACUAUUUUGUGUAGUGAAAUGCUCUGUUCCUAUUAUCCUGACAACUGUGGAUUGUUUAUGUCAAUAUUUUGACAGCUUGCUUGACUUUUAAACCAGUAAUUCAUUGGUGUGCUUUUUAGACUUCAUCUAGUUAAAUUCAAUACGCUUAAACCGAUGUACGAGCAGAGCAAUCCACAGCCUGUUAUCUGUUUUUUUGUUUUUCUCGAUGUAGUUAUACCUUACUGUCUAAUACCAUUCCAAUUUUGUUUUCUUAAAAAAAAGAGCACUUUGGGUCAGCACUGCUGGCUCUUUAAAAAAUCACAAGUGAUAAACAAAGUUUGUGAAACAACAGAAAAAAAUGGAAUGGGGGUUUGAGCAGGAGUCUUACCUAUGGUGAUGGGGAGUCAGAGCAGUGCUACCACAUCAGCUGUUGCAUCUGGUGGAUCUGAUUCAUCUAAUGGGACAAGAAUUUGACCAAUAUGGCAGAUAGCUACUAUUGCUUUUUGUUUUUUUUUUUUUUUGGUUUUUUUGGUUUUUUUAUAGAAGACUGAACUCUGCCUGACACUAUCUAGGUCUCACAGAGCCAAUGGCUCGCUGAAGCUGCCUUCCAAAUGGUGGAUUGGAGUUUUACUUAUGUAAAUGUCUCUCAGCAGCAGAGCUGCUAUGGCAGUAGAAAUAAUCUUAUUGGUUGGUUUGGGUGAACCCAGGAGCCACAGUUUCUGGCUGAGGACUGAUGAAGCCAACUGGAAAAGGCUAACGGGAAGAAGGGAGGUAGCUAACUUUAUGUUGAGCAUUCUUGCUACUAACUGAAAACAUGCAAUCUAAUUUUACUAAGUCAUCUAGGUUAGCUAGUUAACUUUGCUGACCUUCAGACCAGCCAUACUAAUCUAUAGCUGUCUAGGUUUGCUGGAUUAGCCAAUACCUUGAAGGCCAUGGUCAUGAAUGAAUAA
This is a messenger RNA of Myripristis murdjan (pinecone soldierfish), 2804 nucleotides long. It is a transcript of the gene ccnd1, whose product is annotated as cyclin D1. The transcript is spliced from 5 exons. The record is from RefSeq and is a predicted model, not a curated record. Lineage: Eukaryota; Metazoa; Chordata; Actinopteri; Holocentriformes; Holocentridae. Bases 182 to 1060 code for a protein of 292 amino acids.